This is a messenger RNA of Exophiala oligosperma, 1546 nucleotides long. RefSeq lists its product as uncharacterized. The record is from RefSeq and is a predicted model, not a curated record. Lineage: Eukaryota; Fungi; Ascomycota; Eurotiomycetes; Chaetothyriales; Herpotrichiellaceae. The coding region runs from base 155 to 1180 and encodes 341 amino acids. The transcript has 7 exons.
CUCAUCUCGUAUCUUUUCCCCCGACUUCCCUUUCUCUUCUACACCCGCCUACCAAAGUCUCCUCCCACAAGAUACCGUGAAACUCCCACUCGUUUACCUCCAUCAAGGAACGGGCUACUCCAAAACGAGCGCAUGACGACAACUCCAGAGCCUGAUGAACCUCCGGCACAGAUCCAGUCGCCCCGAGACUCAGCAAUUGCCAGCCCAGGGUUUGAAUUUUUCCAACGUGUCCAGGUUGGUAGUUGCUAAUGAAACUCGCAGGUGGGCUUCUAGCACCUAUUCAGUGAACUCGGAAGACCUGGGAUAUUGGUGGCUAGGGAACCGUCUCUAUGGACGUGGCUUCCCGUUUCCCAUCGAUGAUAGGGCAAAAGAAGACCACGAUGCCCGACAUGCCGUGUUUAAGAAAAUUCUGAAGAAUCGGAACUUCUGUGCGCCCGUCAGUCUGGAGGGCGCAGAUGUGCUUGAACUGUACACUAGAACGGGCAAACUGGCCAUGGAAAUCGCGGACGAAAAUCCGGCUUGUUCAGUGAUCGGCGUUGACGAGAGCCAAAUGCAGGUAGAAUUGGUUCCGCCAAACCUUCGAUUCGAGAUUUGUGAAGAUGACAACAGCUGGACAUGGAGACGGCCGUUUCGAUUUAUCAUCAUGCGUCAACAUGGAGUGUUUGUAAAAGACUUGCCGGGUCUAAUACGUCGAUGUUCUGAGAUUCUCGAAGAUGGAGGCUGGAUAGAAUUCCAACUUUUGACCUUGAGUCACCAUUCGCAAUCUGAACAGCAAGUUCCAACGGGCGAGGAAAGCAAAGUUCGGGAUAUACAUCGUUAUCUAUCACGUGGACUGGCCAAACUCGGGCUACAGCUGGAUAUACAUGACAAGCUUACUCAGAUGCUCGAGGAGAAAAGUUUUCACAAUCUCGAACACCGGGAGUUUCCUGUACCUCUUGGACGGUGGCCAAAAGACAAGGAAUUGAAAGAUCUAGGUAAUCUGUGGUUGGAGGUACUUCACGGUGAACUGGAAGCAUUAAUGCUCCUGCCCUUGAGCGAGGGCCUCAAGUUAGACUACCAGCAUAUUCAAUUAAUUCUCAAGGACAUUCGGAAUGACUUAACAAGAUGUGCAAGAUCACAAUGGGUAACCAAAGUUCAUAUUGUCUACGCACAGAAAGGAUGUGAAGGUAGAACCACAUAGAUUUCGCGUACAUUAACGGGGUAAACUUUCCGAGGUAUGCAUAUUCUGGACUUUCUUCUCGUGCCUCAUGAGGCCUCCCGAAAAGGUGAAACCUGGAUGACCAGUUUUUUGUAAAGUCUUGAAGCCGUGGGAUUUUCUCUUGGGCCAGUAUAUGAAACCCAUCUCGGAACGAACCCUUCCAACGGUCGAACCACCAGCAACGGCCACCACACCAGAUAACACCAUGAUUACGUCCACGUGUAAAGUGUGGACACAAUGGAUGGGUUCACUUGGGAAGUGUCUUGGUAUGCGGCCAAAGAGAAGCGGAACCUGGUUCUGAUCGGACCGGAGGAGUUGGAAUCGUAUUGGGUCAUGGAUGGAUCGGAU